Apis cerana (Asiatic honeybee) is the source of this 4616-nucleotide messenger RNA. Its product is annotated as G-protein coupled receptor Mth2. The record is from RefSeq and is a predicted model, not a curated record. Gene Ontology annotation, cellular component: membrane. Gene Ontology annotation, biological process: cell surface receptor signaling pathway; G protein-coupled receptor signaling pathway. NCBI's taxonomy places the organism in Eukaryota, Metazoa, Arthropoda, Insecta, Hymenoptera, Apidae. Gene Ontology annotation, molecular function: G protein-coupled receptor activity.
CAGUGCGCUGGCGGACAUCGAUGGGUGAACCACGUGGAUUUCGACAGAGAUUAUACUACAUACAUAUAUACAUAUAUACACAUAUACAUACACGCAAUUACGUGAUUCGAUAAAUUUAAAUAUCAAUUGAUAGAAGAACAAUCGCAUAAUACGGGAAAAAUCGGAAAAGAAAGAAAGAAAGAAAGAAAGAAAGAAAGAAUCAUCGCCCGAACGAUUUAAUUUCGAUUCGAAAUUCGACAUCGAAAAGUGAACAUUGUUUGCGCGCGAAUGCGCGUGUUGUUAGAAUUUGUCGUCUUUUUUUCACGGAUUAAUUAAAGCCGCGAUGAUAAUUGGUAACAGUGAGAUAAAAGUUACGUAAUUUCAAUGCGAACGUAUUGUUUCCAUUGUAAUUAAUUUCUUUCCUUUUUUCAACUGGAUAACGGUGCGAAGGAACAGGUCUCGUGCGAUUUCAAGCGCGAUACAUAACCGGCGACUUUAUUAAGAUUUAUUAAGAAGAUUACUAAUUCUCUUUUAGUUAAAUAUACCGAUUCUGCUCUUCGACGAAAUAACCAGAGAAGAAGAAGAGAAACUCGUUCCGUUAUCCAAGUUAAUACUCGUUCCAAUCUCAGCCUUAUUAUUUUCCUUAUAGUUCAUUAUCGCUCGUUUGAUCGAAAAUAAUCAGAGAAGGAGGAGUUGUACAAACUGAUGGAAAUAAUAAUCUCCGUUAUCUGAAAUCUCUCUUUAAAUCUUUAACCGACCAUUGAUUCGAAUAAUUUGGAGAAGGGACCUGUGAAAAAUAAAAAAAAAAAAGUUAGAAUCAAGAGAAGAAAAAUAUAUAAAGAAUGUUAUUAACCGGAAGAAUAUUUCGAAUUUUCUAUCUCUCUCUGGCUGCACGUGAAGUUUCUUUAACCAAAGGCGAAGGUAUUUUCAUUAACGAGAAAGGAAGGAGAAAUUAGACCGAAGUUGUAAAGAUCUGUGUGCAAACUGGCAGAGUGGCAUUAAGAAAAUUUGGAAAAUUUUGGAAAAGAAUUUGUUUUGCACAAGUAUUUGAGGAACGUUAUAAAACGUUUUUUUUUACGGCAGUGUUUGCAGAAAUAGAAUCGAAGGAAUGAAAAUGUCUGGAACCGUGAAAAAAUUUCUAGUGUUGUUGCAGAUUUUUUUUUGCGAAUUGACGAUUUGCACCGCUCGCAUAAAUGAACCACCGGUCAUACAUUCGAUCCCUUUGGAAAACAAGACAACGACACUCGACGAAUACAAAAAUUUACCUGUGGUUGGAAAAUGUUGCCCGGUGGGCGAAGUUUUUGUAAUAAACGUAACUGGAAAAGCGGUUUGCACAGUUAUGGAUUCCUUCAUUAUCGAAAAUUUCUCUCCUAUUUUCCAUGAUUUUAAUGGUACUGGUUAUGUAUUUUCGGGUCAGGUUGAAAGUCCGUUUGUCGCGAUUAUUGGAAAUCCCUGUGAGUACAAAAAAUAUAUUUUAAAUUCAAGCGAAGACGUGCAAGAUUUUCAUUUAUUAUUAACAAAUGGUUCGAUAUUUGCACCUGAACACAAUCCAAAAAUAUUGCAACCUGGAAUCGAUUACUGCAUAGAAAUUAUUCCAGAGAUGGGAAUCAACACUUUUGUGUGUUUUUCUAAAGAUCGCACAAUAAUAACCGCAGACUCUCGAAUUACGAUCUACGCUUACGGCCUUUUAAUAUCUGUACCAUUCUUAAUUCUUACAAUUGUUGCGUAUUACAUCACACCAGAAUUAAAAGAUGUAUAUGGAAAAGCAGUGUGUUGUUAUUGCGGAUGUUUGGCUCUUACUUUCGUUAUGUUAGUAAUCAUACAAUUACGGAAUAUAGAAUUGUCGAAUCAAACUUGUACAAAUAUAGCAUUCGUUAUCCAAUUCUCUUUCAUCGCCUGCUUCUUCUGGCUAAAUGCGAUAUGCAUUGAAAUGUGGUUAUUAGUGCGUUUCUACGUCGGUAAAUGUAGGAACAAAGGAUAUUGUCGGGAAAUCUGCAAGAGGACAGAAUCAAAAACAUUGUUUUUUUGGUAUUCUUUAUGGUGCUGGGGUCCCUCGAUGAUACUUAUCCUUGUCUCAAUAAUCAUGGAUCUUAAUCCAGUGAUACCUGCAACUUACGUGAAGAAUUCCGGCAAGGAAAGUUGUUCGUUCAAAACUGAAGACAAAGCGAUACCAUACUUUUAUGUACCAAUUGGUUUACUUCUCCUCGGGAAUGUGAUUCUUUUUAUUUUAACUUUCAUCAAAUUGACUAAAUAUCAAAGGCAACUUGACUUGAGACGUCUUAGAAGAAACGAGCCAUCGGAUCAAGACGAUCGAAGGACUCUUCGAGAUUUAAUGAGAACCGCAUUUGUCUGUAUGCUAAUUUUCUUUUUAAUGGGCUUAAAUUGGAUGAUGGAAUUAAUAUUCUGGUACAUCAAUGGAGAUUCCUUCAACUGGUCCUCUUUCGACCUCAUAAACGCUCUUCAAGGUGUUCUUAUUUUUGGUUUGUUCGUACUACGAAGGCCACCGAGGGAUUUUAUAUGGAAUAGAAUACAAAAAUUUCGAGGUAUUAAUGAAAUACCAGAACGAGAAAUUGGAAGCAUGGAAUUGGGUCUGCUUCAGAUGAUGAAUGGUGAUCUUGUGUCUAGAUAGACAUGAUUAUUGUUUAAAAAUAAUUUAUUUUUCGAUCCUUUUUCAAAUUUAUUGAAACAUCACAAAAGGAUUACAAAUCAACUGCCGAAAAUGCUUGAAAGUUCCUUGAAGAGAUGUACAAUUUUAGUAUAACUUAUUUAUAAAGUAUUGAAUUAGUCAAAUAUGAAAAAAUUGACGAUUUUUAUAUAUUUAUUUUAAACAAGACUUAUCGAAUUAUUAUUUAUUAAUUAACGAGUUAGAAGAAAUUAGUUGACUCACAUCACAUGAACAAUAUAUAUUUCAUUAACAUCAUGCAUAACAAUUUAUUUUGUAUAUUAUCUUGAUUUUGAAUAAGCAACGUGGUUUAUAAUUUAUUUAAAAGAACUUGAUCAUGUAUUAUGAAUACAAGAAUAAUUUUAUAUUAAUAAAAACUGGAUAUUAUAGAUUGUGUAUAUGUACAUAUAUAUAUAUAUAUAUUUACAUUUUAUUGUUAGAUUUUAUUAUUCAAAAACAAAUGAUAUAAAUUAAUGAAGGAGAGAUUUGAUAAAGUACAUAAUUUAUUUCUAAAAUAAAUUUACAUUAUUUAAUAAAUGUAUUCACAUUUUUGAAGAAUUAUAGCCUGCUUUUUAAAAACUUGUUUUGAUUAUAUAAAAACAUCUGCAACUUGUUUUAUAGUACAUGCAAAUUGUAUGUAUACUGAUUAUGUAACAAUAAAAUACCAGAUAAAUUAUAUUAUAUAUAUAUAUAUAUAAUAUAAUUGUAUAUAUAUAUAUAUAUAUAUAUAUAUACAUUAAAAUCUGACAUUAAAAAAUUUUUAAUAUUUUUUAGAUAUAAAAAAUAUUGUUAAUUAAAGAUAUUCAGUAUCAAAGAUAUAUCAAUUUCAUUUAUUUAUGUAUCUAUCAUUUUUUUAAUAAAUAUUGUUUUUUUAAAUAAUUUAAUUAAUAUUUGUCUUUUUAAUUAAAAAAAAAUAUUAUUUAUUUUGUGUAUUAUAUUAAUAUUAAAUAUUCUUGUAUUAUCAUUUCAAGUCCUCGUUUUUGUAUUGGGAUAAUAGAUAAUAGAUAUCUUUUCAAUAUGUUUAUUUCAAAACAAAAUCAUAAAUGAUAUUUAAGAAACUUUUUGACCAAUGAAAAAUAUUAUUUAUUUGUACCUUUUGAUACUACAGUGUACAUUUGUAUGUUUUAUUUCUGUUUCUAAAAUAUUAUAUAAAAAUAAAAUAGUGUGGAUUUGUAUAACCAAAUCCAUUGCCACAAUUACAAUUACAAUAUUUUACGGAUCGAAACGAAAAAUUUCUUAACAAAAUAAUAAAUAUUGAUUAUUAUCUACGAGUGCUUUUUCGAACAUUAAGUACGCAAAAUAACAUUGGCAUACUCGUUAUAAGCUCUGUGAUGUAAAACAAUUAAGCAUUAAUGCUUUUGGGUAAUAAUUAAUAACCCAAACCAGGUACCUAAAGUAAUUUUUGAACAUUAAUGUUGUACAAGUUACAUUGUAUCAUUUAAAGAGUAUUUUUCACAUUUAUGCGUAUUUUUGCUGUUGCAUUAUCCAGUAAAUACUAUUUCAACAAAAUUUUAUAUAUCAUUUUAUGUAUAAAAAUAUUAAAUUAUGUGAUAAAGUAAGGACUAAUUUUUACAAAUUUAUUACAAAAAUAUAGCUUUUUUUUAUUAAUUAAAUUAUUUAGUUGUUUAAAAAGAAAUUAUUGAAUAAUACAUUUACUGAAUAAUACAUUUGUGUAAUUGGUAAUUUUUUUCAUUUUAAAUAUUUGAUCAUAAUUUCAAGAAAAUUUACAUUUAUACAUAACUAAACAUAUACAUAAUCAUAACAUAUCAAAUGUGUAAAAGUUUUCAAAACUUUUUCUGAUUUUAUAAUGAUGACUAACAAAAAUUAUCAUUUUAAUAUAAAUAAAAUAAAUUUAAAUAAAAUUUACUUUUUAUAACUUGUUUUUUUGGUCACUAUGCAUUUUAUGUAACAUACAAUAAUUUAAUUCAUUAUUAUAAUUAUAAGAUAAUUAAGAUAAGAGAAUAAAAAAUUAAUA